This is a messenger RNA of Fomitopsis serialis, 945 nucleotides long. RefSeq lists its product as uncharacterized. The record is from RefSeq and is a predicted model, not a curated record. Bases 77 to 703 code for a protein of 208 amino acids. The transcript is spliced from 4 exons. NCBI's taxonomy places the organism in Eukaryota, Fungi, Basidiomycota, Agaricomycetes, Polyporales, Fomitopsidaceae.
GUUGCCGCCUGCGUAUGCGACAGUCGACGUCAGCACAGCAAGGGCGCUUCACAACAUCAGUACGCUGAUACUUGACAUGGCGGAUCCUAUAGACGGGCCCGGCAACUCGCCCUUCACGCGGAUCGCUGCCCUGCUUCCGACCGAUGAACUCGGGGCCCUUAUACAUGGAUGCACACAGGACUUGUUGCAAACUGCAGGUCCUCGGCUGGAGAGCCUCCGUGUCACCUUGGCCUACAAUCACCAUCGCAAAAUUUGGAAAGAGCAAUUGCCACACGAGCUACUCUCCUCCAACGUCAACCUCAAAUAUAUCUUCAUCCAUGUCACCUUUCCGGGUCAUGGUGGUUCUUUCGAGUUGUCCGUCGGCCUGCCUCAGGUCCUAUCGGCGAUCGGGCCUUAUCCGUCAUGGCAGGACAAACUCGACAUCCAACUGGCCCGACUUCUCGAGGAGCACCCAGAGCUCGUCAUCACGCUCGCCUUGCGCUUUUCCUGCGAAGAGGCCGUGACUGUUCAAAACCGGCCGCGGCAGUGGUCUGCGCAGGAUCUUGACGGCCCCGGGGGUACCCAUGAGCGUCUCGAAGUCAUAUGUGCGGAACAGCAUGACGUUGUGGAACUGGAAAACCUCCGUCUAGUCGCAGAGCCUCCGUGGUAUCUAGCACAUUAUCCCCUCCAGGCUGUGAAUGGUCCAUUAGUAAUUCAUAGUUGAAAGGUGAAGAGCUGACAAGACCACUGGCUUCGUAGAACGUACAUAAAUAGAUCUAGCUAUUAUCAGCGAGAUGCCCAUGUCGACUCGACGACCCUCGUUAACGUCACGCGCUGUCGGUUUCGGCUGCGAAGUCGAAAAGUCGAAACGACGAUGUCGCAUCCACUUGCACGCCGUGACGGCGUGGGGUUUUAAAGGCUGGGCAAGCAAGCGCGACCUGCAGGCCAGAUCGAUGAUCACCAGCA